AUGCCUGUACAUGCUGCUUACGUGAGCAAAUGUGAUGCGGACUCACAGUCAGCUGAAAUCAGCUUUGAACACAUGGAACCUGCCGACACCGUCUCACCUGUGAAGGAGUUUUGGGUUCAGUAUCAGAUGGACAGUGAGACUGAGGGCACGCAGUGGCGAACUCAUCCAGUUCCCGUCCAGGCACAUCCGAACGACCGUAUUGAAGGUGAUCAACGAAUGGUCAGCGGGAAAGCAACCGUUGCUCUGCAGCCUUUCGGACACUAUGUGUUCCGAGUAUUGGCCCGGAACGGAGUUGGUGACAGUUCACCGACGAGAGUGAAAGACGUGUGCAUUACCCCACCGAAGCAACCAGAUAGGAAUCCGUCUGGAGUUUGGGCAAAAGGUGCCAGUCCGGAGAAUAUUGUUGUCCAUUGGCGCCCGAUGUCUCGUGAGGAGUAUCGCCCAGCCGAAGGUGGAGAUGGCUCGUGGAAGGAAGUCCAAGUGAACGAUCCUUUUGCCGAUCGCUACACCAUCACUCUCGAAGAUGAUAAGGAUGCGAAGCCUUUCCAACCGUAUGAAGUCCAGGUUCAAGCAGUGAAUGAUGAGGGUCAAGCGAACGUGGCUCCUGAGACGGUGCAGGGACGCACGGGUGAAGGAGUGCCAAGUAGCGUUCCGACGGGAUUCCGCGUCGUUAGCAAGGACGGUACCACAGCUACAUUCGCUUGGGAUCCGGUCGAUCCUCGAACGGCCAAUGGAAACUUCACUGGAUAUAAGAUCACUUACUGGCAUGACGAAGUGGAAGGCGAGGACGAGAAUGACAUCGACACACGCUUCCGUUUCAAACGAUCAGCAAAGGUUUGUCUUGGUGUACUUUGCUCAAUAAGCGAAACGUUGAAAGCAAAAGGCGAACUGGUUGUGUUUGGACCAAAAGCAACGACAGGGACGGUGACAGAUCUACAACCGGACACCAUGAACUAUGCAACCAUUCAGGUGACAAAUGGCGCUCAUGAAGGAGAACCAAGUGAAGUGAUCCAGUUCCGCACUGCUGAGGGAGCUUCAUUGGUGGAAAACAGCAGGACAGGUAUAGCAGCCAAGCUUCCUCAUUGUUUAUGGAAGGUUUUUUUUCUGCCUUUUUUUCAACAUAUGCCCAGCGACCACCGCUUCUCUUGCGUGGUUUUUAGUGGUAGUUCAGUUUCUUUUGAAUUGUUCUUGGGGUGUGUUUGGGAUACCAUCAAGUUUGGUCAAGCGCCCACACAAGGGGGCUUCAUUCACAUUUUCUGUCAUUGA
This is a messenger RNA of Cooperia oncophora, 1266 nucleotides long. Lineage: Eukaryota; Metazoa; Nematoda; Chromadorea; Rhabditida; Trichostrongylidae. The record is from the annotation of a GenBank genome assembly.